Messenger RNA from Aspergillus oryzae RIB40, 2370 nucleotides. RefSeq names its product cellobiose dehydrogenase. Bases 1 to 2370 code for a protein of 789 amino acids. The record is from RefSeq and is a predicted model, not a curated record. Gene Ontology annotation, molecular function: flavin adenine dinucleotide binding; oxidoreductase activity, acting on CH-OH group of donors. The transcript is spliced from 11 exons. NCBI's taxonomy places the organism in Eukaryota, Fungi, Ascomycota, Eurotiomycetes, Eurotiales, Aspergillaceae.
AUGAAGCUCGUUAACCGUUUGCUCGCUUCAUUCCUGUCAGUGAGCACCGUGUUGCAGUCAUGUUGGGCCCAGUCCGGCACACCGGUUGCCUACACGGAUACUGAGACGGGCAUCACGUUUGACACGUGGUCGGUACCUGCUGGUACGGGUACGGGGGGUCUCGUCUUCGGUGUAGCCCUGCCGGGUUCGGCGUUGACCACCGAUGCGACGGAGUUUAUCGGUUACCUGCAAUGCGCGUCCCAAAAUGCCUCGUCCGCUGGCUGGUGUGGCAUUUCAUUGGGUGGUGGCAUGAACAACAAUCUCUUGUUCUUGGCCUAUCCGUACGAGGAUACGGUCUUGACCUCCCUGCGAUUCGGUUCGGGCUAUAGCAUGCCCGGGGUCUAUACCGGCAAUGCCAAUGUCACCCAGAUUUCUUCAAGCAUCAAUGCCACUCACUUUACGUUGCUUUUCCGUUGCGAGAAUUGUCUGACCUGGGACCAAAAUGGCCAAACCGGAAACGCGACCACAAGCAAGGGUAGGUUAGUCCUGGGAUGGGCGCAGUCUACGGAGAGCCCGUCGAACCCAUCCUGUCCGGAUAAUAUCAGCUUAGUGCAGCAUGACAACCAGGGUAUCAUCUCGGCUACUCUCGAUGAGAAUGCUGCCAGUGCGUCCUACGAGGACUGGGUCAAGCUGGCUAACAAGACUGUUCCCGGUGACUGCUCUGGUGACGGUGGUGGCGGCAACGAGCCGACUCCUGUCCCUGUCCCUGACGGUGCUACAUACGACUAUAUUGUCGUCGGUGGAGGUGCCGGGGGUAUCCCUGUCGCCGAUCGGCUGAGUGAGGCUGGACACAGCGUUCUCCUCAUCGAGAAAGGUCCUCCUUCCUCGGGACGCUGGGGUGGCACCAUGAAGCCCAGCUGGCUGGAUGAUACCAAUCUGACGCGAUUUGAUGUGCCUGGGCUGUGCAACCAGAUCUGGGUCGACUCCAACGGUAUCGCCUGCAGUGAUACCGACCAGAUGGCAGGUUGUGUGCUGGGCGGAGGCACCGCCGUCAACGCCGGAUUGUGGUGGAGGCCAAAUCCCGUUGACUGGGACUACAACUUCCCCGAGGGAUGGCAGUCGUCCGACAUGCAGGCUCCCGCGGACCGCGUGUUCUCGCGAAUCCCUGGAACCACAACCCCCUCCACCGAUGGAAAGCUUUAUUACCAGCAAGGAGCCGAUAUACUGUUCAAUGGCUUGCAAUCCGCCGGAUGGUCUUCCGUCACCCUCAACGAUGUCCCGGCCCAGAAAACGAAGACCUUUGGCCACGCACCAUUCAUGUUCUCUGGUGGUGAGCGUGGAGGGCCCAUGGGGACGUAUCUGGUGUCGGCGAGCGAGAGAGAUAAUUUUGCCCGCUGGUCGAACACGACUGUGAAGAGGGUUGUUCGUGAAGGCGGACGUAUCACUGGAGUUGAGGUCGAGGCGACCCUCAAUGGUGGCUACGCGGGUACCGUCAAUGUAACUGCCAAUACGGGUCGAGUCAUUCUUUCUGCGGGAACUUUUGGAACGCCAAAGGUCCUUAUGAGAAGUGGUAUCGGCCCGAAGGACCAGCUGUCCAUUGUGAAGAACUCAACUGACGGAGAGACAAUGAUUGCUGAAUCUGAGUGGAUCGAACUUCCAGUUGGCGAGAACUUGGUCGAUCAUGUCAAUACUGAUGUUGUGGUGACCCACCCUGAUGUUGUCUUCUAUGAUUUCAAAGCAGCAUACAAGACCCCCAUCGAGAGUGAUGCGACGAGCUAUCUGAACGAUCGCACCGGGAUCUUCGCGCAGGCUGCGCCUAACAUUGGUCCUAUAAUCUUCGACGAAGUCACCGGUUCUGAUGGCAUUAAACGACAGAUACAGUGGACUGCUCGUGUGGAAGGCGGUCACGAUACGCCUGACGGACACGCUAUGACCAUUAGCCAAUACCUCGGCCGCGGCUCAACCUCGCGUGGCCGCAUGGCCAUCACGGCGGGACUGGACACUGUGGUCUCGACACUGCCAUUCCUGCGGGACGAGAGCGACGUCAAUGCUGUGAUCCAGGGAAUCCAGAACCUGAAGAUGGCCCUGAACGGAACGGGAUUUACCUGGAACUAUCCUUCUCGGAACACUUCCAUUGCCGAGUUUGUCAAGACUAUGCCAAUCACUGCCGGAACACGCCGAGCUAAUCACUGGAUGGGAACCUGCAAAAUAGGUACAGAUGAUGGCCGUACUGGAGGUAGCGCCGUUGUUGAUUUGAAUACGAAGGUCUAUGGAACGGACAACCUGUUCGUCGUGGAUGCUAGUAUCUUCCCGGGCAUGAUCACGACCAAUCCUUCGGCUUACAUUGUCACGGUCGCGGAGCAUGCAGCUGAAAAGAUUCUUGCGCUGUGA